Molecule: messenger RNA, 1029 nt
Organism: Pedinophyceae sp. YPF-701
Lineage: Eukaryota; Viridiplantae; Chlorophyta; Pedinophyceae
Source: the annotation of a GenBank genome assembly
AUGUCCGUGCUGCGACGCGAGGGACGGCUGGUGCUGAAACACUUCGCGACCAUGGCGGUGGCGCCCAUCAACACCCACACUUGCGCGGGCCUCGCCGCGCCCCGCGAGCCCCGCACCGGGCGCCUCCCGGUCUUUUUUGCAUCACUGUCGCUGAGAGCGAGGACGGGCGGCAAGACCGCGCACCAAGCGUGGCUCAGGGCACCAAACGAGCGGCUGCCUGCACCGUCGUGUGCCUCCCGCCGGCCAGCCGAGCGGCCACUCGGAGCGGACCACAAGCCCGCCACGCCGCCCACGGCCCCGCACUCGGCUCUCGACACCAACAGCAAGCGCCGCGCGUCGAGCGUGUCCGCGGGCAACACCGCCACCGCGGCCCUCGCGGAGCCCAACGGAUCCGCUACGCGCGAUCCGGCGCCCCCCGCCUGCGGAUCCAUCCAGGUCAUCUGCGGUCCGAUGUUCGCCGGAAAGACAACAGAGCUUUUACGGCAGGUGGCGCAGCACGAGCAGGCGGGGCGCCGCGUGCUGCUCGUGAAGCCCGCGGUGGACAACCGCUACGCCGAGGGCGAGGUCGUGAGCCACGACGGGCUCCGGCGGCCCUGCGUCGCCGUGCGGGACCUGGGGGAGGUGUGGGACCUCAUCGACGCAGGGGGGGUGUCCGGGCGGUAUGACGUGGUCGCGGUGGACGAGGCGCAGUUCCUCCGGGGGCUCCCGGGGUUCUGCGUCGAGGCCGCGGAGCGCUACGGCAUGCGCGUCCUCGUCGCGGGCCUCGAUGGGGACUUUUUGCGGAGGCCUUUUGGAGACCUGACUCAGCUGGUGCCGCUGGCGGACGUGGUGACGCGGCUGGCGGCGUCGUGCGCGCGGUGCGGGGAGCGCGCGCCGUUCUCGCUGCGCGUCGCCGGCGGCGACGGCGUCGAGCAGGUCGGGGGGGGGGAGUCCUACAUGCCGGUCUGCCGGGCGCACUACGUCGAGGCAACGACCUCGGGCGACACCUCGGACAGCUCGGGCGGAGAGGAGGCCACUGCGGACGACUGA